AUGUCGUCAGCUUCGGCAACAGCGGCCGCUGCCCAGAGCCAGGAUGAGCUCUCGCAGCUGCCUAUCUUGGAUGCCAUCGAACGCAGCCCGCCUCUGUCCGAUACACCGUCCGCUGCGUCCAUUGACGAGGACAAGAAGAUCGAUGAGAAGGUCGAAGUCACCGAGCCAGCCUACGUUGCGCACGACGAUGCAGGCGAGGGCGUUCGCAGCUCCUCGGACGAGCACAUCAUUCGCAACGGCCGCGAUGUCUCCGACUUUCUUAUCAACGACCGCGACGACGGUGAUGCAUGCUUCACCUUCCGCUCCAUCACCCUGGGCCUGGUUGGAGCAGCGUUCCAAGCGGUCCUGACGCAGAUCUAUCGAUUCAAACCCACCGAGGUCACCAUUGGCGGAACGUUCUUGGCCAUCAUCAUCUAUGUCCUCGGCACCGCCUGGGCUCGAUUCCUGCCCACACGAGCGAGUCUCACCUCACGAUUUGGCAACAGGCUUCCGGCCUGGCUGAUUGCUACAGUACAUUUCAUCAAUCCAGGACCCUUUGGACUGAAAGAACACGCUAUUGCCGCCAUCACUGCUUCGUCUGCUUCCAACGGUGCCCAUUCCAGCGAUGUGUUCGGAACGCAGAAGCUCUUCUAUCCAGACAUCAAGGUGACGACCACCACAGCCGCCCUGUCUGUCCUGUCCAUCGGUUUGUUCGGAUAUGGUCUCGCCGGCAUUCUGCGACCUAUUCUCGUCUACCCGGCUGAAAUGGUCUACUGGGGGACCCUUCCGCUCGUCGAUCUCUUCCAAGCCUUCCACUGGGACAAGAGCUUCAGCGCCAAGCGUGUCAAGGCCUUCUGGUGGAGCUUCGCCGGAAUGGGGCUCUACGAGUUCCUCCCCGCCUACAUCUUUCCGACCCUCAACUCGGUGUCGAUCCCCUGCCUGGCGAGUAUGCAUGCGCCCAAGAGCGUCGCCCAGACGCUCACCAACGUCUUUGGCGGAGCGCAGUCCAACGAAGGCAUGGGCCUCUUGAGUCUUAGCCUCGACUGGCAGUACAUCACGUCGACACAACUGUCCCUCCCCCUCAUCCAACAAGCCAACAGCUGGAUCGGGUAUGCCGUCUGCUACGUUGCCAUGGCGGCCAUCUACUACGGCAAUGUCUGGAACGCCAAAUCCUUCCCCUUCAUGUCAACGAGUAUCUUUGCCGACGAUGGCAAGAAAUACAACCAGAGCGCCGUCUUUGUCAACGGCAUUCUCGAUCGACAGAAGCUCGAGGCGGUUGGAUACCCGAACGUUACGGGCACCUACGCAUGGGGCAUGCUCAUGCGAAACGCGGCAAUCGGAGCCCUCGUCACCCACGUCGUGCUCUUCUGGGGCAAGGACGUCCUCAAGAGCUUGCGACAGGCAAGGGACAAGACGCAGCCAGACCGCCAUUGGAAGGCGAUGCAAAAGUACAAGGAGGCUCCGCAUUGGUGGUACCUGAUCCUGCUCGCCAUCUCAUUUGUGUUCGGCCUCAUUGUGGUACUGACGCAGGAGACGACGUUGCCGUGGUACUCGUACAUUGUCUCGCUGUUGCUCGGGACGAUCGUGGCGCCCUUCUCGGGUGUACUGUAUGCGCUCCUUGGUAACGGAAUCAGCACCAACAAUCUGACCAAGAUGAUCGGCGGCAUCGUCUCGCCAGGAAUGCCGUUGGCAAACCUCUACUUUUACGCCUGGUCGCACAGUACCAUCGCCCAGGUCAUCAAUCUGUCGAACGAUCUCAAGAUGGGUCAAUACUUGAAGGUGCCACCACGCGCGAUGUUCAUCACGCAGGUGAUCGGCACGGUCUUCGGUGCGUUCCUCAACUAUGCCAUCGCCUCGACGAUCAUCUCGUCUAAGUUCGAGCUUCUCCACACCAACACAGGCAGCUACGUGUGGUCUGGCGCAUACUACCAAUCGCUCAACGUCAGUGCGGUCACCUGGAGCAUGGCCAAGUACAUGUACGGACCCGGUACGCCUUACUUUGUGAUCCCCAUGGCGGUGCUUAUCGGUAUUGCGGCCGUAGUGGUCCACUGGACGUUCACCCGGUUUGUACCUCGAAUCGGGAGCUUCAAGACCUCCGACUUGGUCCUGCCCACCGUCUUCCUCUACUCGGCGUGGAUGACCGCCGGUCAGAACUGCGUCAUCCUCAGCACCAUCCUCGUCGGCCUCAUCUCGCAGGCCUGGGUCAGAACGAGACACCCCAAAUGGUUCAAGCAGUUCAACUACGUCGUCGGCGCCGGGUGGGACGGCGGAUCGCUGCUGGUAAUCUUCGUUCUCAGCUUCGCCGUCUUUGGCGCUGCGGGCAAGGAGCACCCUUUCCCUACGUGGGCUGGUAAUCCCUCCGGCUUUCCAGACUACUGUCCGGACCCAUCUUCUUGA
Kalmanozyma brasiliensis GHG001 is the source of this 2376-nucleotide messenger RNA. Its product is annotated as Oligopeptide transporter, OPT superfamily. Gene Ontology annotation, biological process: transmembrane transport. The transcript is spliced from 3 exons. The record is from RefSeq and is a predicted model, not a curated record. Lineage: Eukaryota; Fungi; Basidiomycota; Ustilaginomycetes; Ustilaginales. Gene Ontology annotation, molecular function: oligopeptide transmembrane transporter activity. Bases 1 to 2376 code for a protein of 791 amino acids.